AUGACUCCCAACAUCAUGACAGAAGCUCAGUCUAACUCCUUCGCUUCCAGAAUGACAGUAGCUCAGAGAAAAGAGGCUCAUGAAUUGAGAAAGACUCUCAAGCCACUGAUGGAAAAGAGAAGACGUGCUCGAAUAAACGAGAGCCUCAAUCACCUCAAAGCCCUCAUACUGCCACUCGCCGGCAAAGACGUUUCACGCUAUUCAAAGCUGGAGAAAGCAGAUGUUCUGGAAAUGACGGUCCGCUUCCUCGGAGAUUUGCCGUCUUCAUCCGCUAAAGGUCAAACAGACAGUUUUAAAGAAGGCUACAAAGCCUGUUUCCAGCGCAUCUCUGCUCUCCUGCCGCAGACCGGCCUCGACGGAGAAACCCGUCAGCGCGUCAUCCAGUUUAUGCAGGACUCAAUGGUGUCUGCCACAUCUUCCUGCCAAAACUGCUGCGCUCACAACUCCAGGAUGAUGCACCACAGACUCGUGAGUCUGAGGAACAACGGCUCCAGCUGCCCCGCGCCAUCCUCCAGCCAGCAGCCGGACGCGCAACAGGCACCUGUGGACAUGUGGAGACCCUGGUGA
This is a messenger RNA of Triplophysa dalaica, 567 nucleotides long. It is a transcript of the gene hes2.1, whose product is annotated as hes family bHLH transcription factor 2, tandem duplicate 1. Gene Ontology annotation, cellular component: nucleus. Gene Ontology annotation, molecular function: DNA-binding transcription factor activity, RNA polymerase II-specific; protein dimerization activity; RNA polymerase II cis-regulatory region sequence-specific DNA binding. The transcript has 4 exons. The record is from RefSeq and is a predicted model, not a curated record. Gene Ontology annotation, biological process: regulation of neurogenesis; anterior/posterior pattern specification; regulation of transcription by RNA polymerase II. Bases 1 to 567 code for a protein of 188 amino acids. Lineage: Eukaryota; Metazoa; Chordata; Actinopteri; Cypriniformes; Nemacheilidae.